Molecule: messenger RNA, 2129 nt
Organism: Pelmatolapia mariae (spotted tilapia)
Lineage: Eukaryota; Metazoa; Chordata; Actinopteri; Cichliformes; Cichlidae
Gene: adcyap1a
Product: adenylate cyclase activating polypeptide 1a
Exons: 6
Coding region: 291-1031 (246 amino acids)
Biological process (GO): neuropeptide signaling pathway; positive regulation of protein kinase activity; positive regulation of GTPase activity
Cellular component (GO): perikaryon; neuron projection; extracellular region
Molecular function (GO): neuropeptide hormone activity; pituitary adenylate cyclase activating polypeptide activity; peptide hormone receptor binding
Source: RefSeq, a predicted model, not a curated record
CAGUUCGCAGGACGCAGGAAAGUUUUCUGCAGACAAAUGUUUGCCGCUUUUCUUCUCCACCGCGACCGAGUCCGCUUAGAAACUCCCCAAAACUGAGCCGCAGGUGCACAGCGGGCUACGCACACUCCGACCAAGCACAAGGGCACCGAAGAAGCUCUUCGCUGAGUAACAGAGGAAGAGAGGAGGAAGGGAGAGAGAGAGUGAGAGAGAGAGACUGAGAUAGAGAUCCUAUCUCACUCUCCCAGUUGAGGUUUUCAGCGGAUCGAGUCCAGCGUCGCAACUGCAGGACAAUGUCUAGUAAAGCGACUUUAGCACUAUUCAUCUAUGGAAUCAUAAUGCAUUACAGCGUCAACAGCUCACCUGUGGGGCUUAGCUUUCCCAGUCUUAGACUUGACGGCGAUGUUUAUGAUGAGGACGGCAAUUCCUUACCGUCCCUGGAUUACGACAGAGAUCAAAUUGAGGCGAGGAGCGCUCCGUCUGUCGCUGACGACGUCUACACUUUGUACUACCCUCCGGAAAAAAGAACGGAAAGACAUGCAGACGGCAUGUUUAAUAAAGCCUACAGGAAAGCGCUGGGUCAGUUAUCCGCAAGGAAAUACCUUCAUUCUCUGAUGGCAAAACGUGUAGGCGGGGGGAAAAUGUUGGAUGACAGCUCAGAGCCCCUCUCCAAGCGACACUCAGAUGGGAUCUUCACAGACAGCUACAGCCGCUACAGAAAGCAAAUGGCAGUCAAGAAAUACCUGGCGGCGGUCCUUGGGAAAAGCCUUGAAGACAUAGGUUUUCACCAUAUCCUACAAGAAAUAGACUUUGAUGCCCUCCCGGACGGGGAUGAGUUUGAGGCUUUUUUGGGAGAAUGGCUGAAACAGUUCUCUCCCGAAAUCCCGGUGAGUUUCAGGCUCUUUCCUGAGGCCGUGUCCUUGCAAGGGGCUUCUUACGCCCCUCCUUUUUUUCCCUCCUCACCUUCAGCUCUCGUUUCAAACACUCAAAACUCAACCUCUUCUUCCACCUCAUCUGUGCUCCUGUCUCUCUAGACUCUCACAGAUUUUUACUUUUAAUUAACCCAUCUAUCCACAAAAAAAAAGUGUGGAGAGAUGAUAAAAAGAGUAAUUUUAGUUGGCUGGCAAAAAAUGCCAAUUUUGUUAAAGUAAAUUUGGGAGGCUUGUCAAAAUAAAAGCCUCCAAAUCUGAGCUGAAGACCAGAGUACUUUUGAGGUUUUUCUUGCCCUUUUCUUCCUCGGUGUUUACAAAGUGAGCACACACACACACACACACACACACACACACACACACACACACACACACACACACACACACACACACACACACACACACACACACCUUUGACUCGUGUAAAGUGCCAAUCUUGUGUUUUCUGGAUUCUGUGUUUUGGAAACCUCUUAUUCUGCUAAAGGUUUUCUCACGCCUCUCUGCCCAUAUAAUAAGUAUCACUAACAUCUCAAGCACCAUCAGGCAAAUUUAAAAGAAAAAAAGAAAGAAAUGAUACUUGUUACAUGGUAACUUAUUCAUCAGUUUGUUCUUUGUGAGAGACAUAACGAGGCAGUUUGAAGCUUUGUGUUUGAACCUUCUGGGUCUAUUGUGCUUCCAUUCUCUGUCAUGUGAACCGAUGUAAAAACUACAGUAGAUUGCAUGAUUAAAGUAAUUGCACUAGCCACCGCAUCUGUGCAGACGACUCCAACUAGAUGGUUUUGCUUGCUUUCUGACUACUACAAACAUACACGCCUUUCAUUUCUGGAUGUUGUUUUGUGUUCUGUUCUCUUCACUUUUCCCUCACAUUUCUACACAAAGCUGUAUGUCCUCUCUGAAUGCACUGGCAAGAGUUUCCCAAUCUAAUGACAUACUUUAUGGGUUUGUUAAUUAGGCAAGGGAGAUUUUUGUAAUCUACUGUUGAAUUGUGUGCGAGAAAAAAUAACUGUGGACGAUUCAUUUUCUGGUAUCUUUAUACGGCAAAAGCCACAAUGAUUGAUUAUAUUUAAAAAAAGAGAGUGAGGAUAUGAUGUAAGCGGGGUUAGAAACACACAAAGAGAACUGAAGUAAGGGAAGCAGGGGUGGGUCAAAUGACAAAGAACAUGCUGAUUUUGAAAGGGAUCAGGGCAAGUUUAUACAACCAGC